Patella vulgata (common limpet) is the source of this 889-nucleotide messenger RNA. Its product is annotated as transmembrane emp24 domain-containing protein 3. Gene Ontology annotation, cellular component: endoplasmic reticulum; COPII-coated ER to Golgi transport vesicle; Golgi apparatus. The transcript has a single exon. The record is from RefSeq and is a predicted model, not a curated record. The coding region runs from base 191 to 844 and encodes 217 amino acids. NCBI's taxonomy places the organism in Eukaryota, Metazoa, Mollusca, Gastropoda, Patellidae. Gene Ontology annotation, biological process: intracellular protein transport; endoplasmic reticulum to Golgi vesicle-mediated transport; Golgi organization.
UUAAAAAUAAUACCAAGGUAGAAAUUUAUUCUUAGUUUCCUAAUCGAUCCAGAGCUACGUGUUCAGAGAAAAGUUUAAACUUCUUCAAGACUACAGGUGUGGCUGAUAUAUUUGGAUGCCGACAAAUUAGCUUCCCAGAAACGAGGGUCUAGUCGAAAUUUUGAAUGAUACAAACCCAGAGAAUAGGACAAUGCUGUAUUCGAGGAAUUUAUAUUUAUCAGUGGUGCUGUUAUGUGUGACUUAUCUUGAAUUGGCGUUAGGAGUAGGUUAUGAUUACACCUUCGAACUGGAAGAUAACGCCAAGACGUGUUUUUCAGAGAUAUACGAUGAAUCGCAAGAGAUAAUCUUCGAGUACAAAGUCAUUCGUGGCGGGAAAUUGGAUGUUGAUGCAAAAGUUAUUUCACCAAAUGGGAAAAUACUUUACAAACAAAGACAGAAGCAGUUCGAUACCUUUGAGCUCGAACCACAAAAUGGAGAGUUCAAAUUUUGUUUUAGUAAUGAAUUCUCAACAAUUAGUCAUAAAGUCAUCUUCUUUAGCAUUCGUCCGAAAAAUGUGAAAUCGUUAUCCGGACAAUUGGGUUUAAAAGUUCCUACAGUGAAGUCCGCUUCCGAAACUUCAAUGGAUAACAUCAAUGAAUAUAUGACGGCUGUUGUGGAUUUCCAGAGAAUAUAUCGUUUAAAAGAAGCCAUUGGGCGCCAUCUUGGAGAAAAUUUAGGACAGAGAGUUAUGUGGUGGUCCGUGUUUCAGACUAUUAUUAUUGUAUCUACGGGCUUCGGUCAGGUUUUAAUUCUAAAGUUUUUAUUCACUGAGAAAAGGAGAUCAUCAAAGCAAAAUGAACAAUAAUAGUCAUUUUUAUAGCUUUAUCUUAUAAAUUAUUAUUAAAACAUU